This is a messenger RNA of Temnothorax curvispinosus, 2983 nucleotides long. RefSeq names its product prolyl 3-hydroxylase OGFOD1 (gene sud1). Gene Ontology annotation, cellular component: cytoplasm. NCBI's taxonomy places the organism in Eukaryota, Metazoa, Arthropoda, Insecta, Hymenoptera, Formicidae. The transcript has 2 exons. Bases 702 to 2426 code for a protein of 574 amino acids. Gene Ontology annotation, biological process: peptidyl-proline hydroxylation; regulation of translational termination. Gene Ontology annotation, molecular function: peptidyl-proline dioxygenase activity; iron ion binding; L-ascorbic acid binding. The record is from RefSeq and is a predicted model, not a curated record.
GCAGUCGGAGCCGCUAGAUCGACAUUGCCGUUCAUCGCCACGCGUGUUUACGCGCGAAGGGAGAGACGGACUUCUCUGGCACACUGACAUUCGCCGCGAUUUACGUGGGCACAACACGUGGCACGGCUGGAACGCCCACGUGGAUUUUACGCAGUGGAACAACUGACCGACGAAACCACAACCGGAUACCGGAUACACCGUCCACCGUCCCGGAGACGCGCCGAUAAGACUUCGCCGACGGGGUCGACGACGAAUUGGAAUCGGCAAAGAGGUUAGGUAGUCGGCCAAGCGUUACCACGUGCGUUUGAGACUCACGAAUCGUUUAUCGCGACUUUUCGGUCGGAAAGCAGUGAAAAACCGGUAACGUUGUGUCGACUUUAUUAUUAAUAUAUUAUUAUCUGUAAGAGCAGAAAAUGUAACGGUAACGCGUUGUCGAUUGAAUAUAUUUUGUUUACAACUUUAUUUUCGAGAUUUUCUGAUUAAGCGAGGUGUCGAAAAUAUUACAGCGCAAUAUUAUGGUUUAAAUGUAAGAAAAGAACUCUGUAGGAUUAAACAAGCUUAGGAGAAUCUCUGCCGAGAUAUAGGGAUAAUAUGUGCGUAGCGCCAAUAUCUUUCUGCCAAGGUUGUUAUGUAUUGAGGAAAGAAGGAGUAGAUUCGUAGAUUUAAGAUUUCUAUGUUUAAUAAAAAAAAACGGAGAGAAUAUGGCGGGUCAGACGUUGUUCUCGGAACACAUAAACAGUGCCAAAUUUCAAGAAGAAUUCAAAAAACUCUGGCACUCUCAAAGCGAUUUUAAGAGCACCAAUCUGGAAAUCAUAUCGAAACCCUUUAAAGUAUGUAGGAUAUCAAAUUUCUUAAGAGACGAGAUUAUAGAGAACUUAAAAUGCGAAUUAGACCGUCACAAUCAUACACGUCGAGCCCUCGAUCUGUAUCAGUUGGAGAAAACCGAGGAUCUGUCCCGUGCCACCGACAAGUGCAUUCAAAGGCUGAACAGAUCUUUUCAAACAGAUCUGGUAUCGUGGAUGAAGCGAAAUACGGACAUCGAGCUAAACGGAAAAGUCUCGAUGUCGAGUGCCCGUUACUAUGACACGGACCGUUUAUUGUGUCACGAUGAUAAUAUGGGUGACAGAAGAAUUGCUUAUAUAUUUUACCUGACCGAGACGUGGUCGAAGGAGGAUGGCGGCGCUUUAGAUCUUUUCGACACGGAUGAGGACGGCUCGCCCAGGAAGACGAUGAAAUCAUUAAUCCCCGAAUAUAACUCUCUCGUGUUCUUCGAAGUGGUGGACACGUCCUAUCAUCAAGUAGCCGAGGUGACGAGCGACAAGUGCAGGUGGUCGAUCAAUGGUUGGUUUCACGGCCCGUUAAAACAGACGUUCCCGCUGAGACGCGAGCCGGAGGUGACUUUCGUGCCAACCAACUCUAUCGAAGUGGACUUGCACUCCUGGAUUUCCGACGCGUACCUGACGCCCAACAUAAUGGUACAAAUUCAAGAGGAAGUCGAGACGUCGUCUUACACGUUUCUUAAAGGUUUCUUGAAGGAAUCUGUGUAUCAGCGAAUUGCGAAUGAUUUGACGUCGCGGGAUAUCAGCUGGCGAAUGAUCGGCCCACCGGAUAUGCGUCACUACGAGAUAGCUGACGAGCAAACCUUACCGAAGCUAUUAAAAGAUUUCUGUCAUCUAUUUAAAUCUAUCUUCUUCAUUCAAUUGUUGCUAAAUAAAUAUACAGGGCUCGAGCUGGUGCCCGACGAGAUCAAGGGACUUAAGAUGACGCUGGAGUUACAGAGAUGGUCAUCGGGCUGUUACACGUUGCUAUACGACAGAUUGCUAUUUCAAGAUGCUUCAGACGAGUCAAUAGAGCUUGAUCAGCAUGACGACGACGUGAGUGCCGAUGAUGCUGCAGCAUCGGCGCGUGCGUCGACUUCGGGUUUCUCGACUGGCGAGAUCAACCUGGACGCAAAUGGAACGCGUCGAGAGUUGAAAAGGGAACGGAUCAGCGAUUCCCCUUCCCCAGCAAAUUUGCCUGAUAAGAAAAAGGUGGCCAGGUGGCUUGACAGCCAAUCAGAUGUUGGCAUGCAGGUUUCGAGUAAGCACGAGCAUGACAUGGGUGAAAUUUCUUCGUCUCCAGACGAGAAGUUGUUUCGUAGCGAUACACCGGCUAGCGAAGAUGAUUCCGCCAGUGGGGAUGACGAGUUCCAGCUUGACGUGAUAAUACAGUUCCAUGCCGAAGAUGCCAAAGGCAAACCGAAGACGGAAGACACGAUAGAUUAUGUGGAUGUCAGUGAGCACGGAGGUGUUCUAAUACAGGUUCCGAUGCGGAAUAAUCAUUUAUGUCUAGUCUAUAGAUCAGUCUUGAUAUCUCGUCUUCAAAAAUACCUGAAUCAUUUGUACGAUGGCUAUUCGUAUACUUUCAUAUGUUCAUAUUACAAGUAGUUUAGCACAAUUCUUUGGUUAAAUCAAUAUCAUUCUGCAGAAAGAGAUUAAAAAAGAAAGAAAAGAAAAGAUUCGUGUUUCAAGUCUGACGUAACUGUUGGUUUUCUGACUAAAAUAUUCUCGGAUUAAUUGUAUAAAGACGAGCAAUAUCCUCUUUACGAAUGAAAUAUUUUCCCUUUAAAUAUAAUAUUUUUAUUUUAAUUAAUUCACCAAUGUUCAUCGCGCGCGCGAACGCAGAUCGUCAAUCUCUCCGCAAUUUUUCUUAUUAAAGAGAAACAUACGAAAGACGCGCACGCACGCAUAAAUUGUUAUGAAAGCUGCUAAUUUAAGCGAUUGAUAAUACUCUUAAAGAAAAUGUAUAAAGAAGGACGAUAGAAAUAGAUGAUAGAAAUGUUUCACGAGAAAAUAUUAAAAUAUUAAAAAAAUAUUUCUAAUAUUCAGAACCAAAUGUAUAAGACAGUGUACAUAAAAAUCAUGUGUACGUCAUGAAAAAUAUUUUCAUAAUCAUAUAUGAAUUGUUUCAUUGACAAAUAUUAAAAAAAAGAAAAAUAAAUCGU